CCGCGCAUUCCGCCCUCGUCAGUGCGCCAUAUAUAUUCGUUGCCGGCUAGCCGCCCGCAUUCUAGCGGCGUCGUCAGUCUAAGACCGGUCUUUCGCUCUAAUACCUCGUUCGUGUCUAUAAAGUAAAACCCUCAUAAAGCAUCGGGGCCGGCGCGCGAGGAAUUCCCGGGUCCGUGCGGUUCUCGCGGGGGGGAUCUUUCAAGUUUUAUUCGCCGCAGGUGAGAGGGGGAGGGGAGAGAACGACGACACGCGGGCAAUCCGUUUCAGUCAUUCCGUAUGCACCGGGCCACCUCCGAAACGGUCGGUGCACCCGUCCGCGUCGGAAACUGUGCGGGAAUCGGGGAGAAUCGAGAAGUGAUCGCCGUCGAGGAGGAGGAGAAGUUCUCGCGAUCGCGAGAACCGAAGGACGGGGAGGACGGGAGUGCGCAGCGGAAGUGAACGUUACCUAAGUGUUGAGGCGCAGUUGUUUGACGUGUUGACCAUUUAGAGCAUCAACCAUUUUUUCUGGCCUUGGUAUUUGUUCCUAUCUCUAGAAUUAAAGGGCUAAAAUAAAGAAAAAAAGUUAUAAGGUCCAAAUUUCGACCCGGGAAGAGAAAAAACGGUAAAGGAAUUUGCGGUGCGAGGGAUUUUUCAACAGCGGUUCUUCACGAGCACUGAUCUUUCCGCGCGCCCGAGGAUGCAGACGGACCGCGACGAGUGUUACGGCAGGCUCUGCUCGUCGGAGACCCUGCGCUCCGGCAAGAAGGGCUUCUUCCACGACUUCAGCGACUUCGUGACGCAAACCGCCGGCGACGCGUGGACGUCGCGGAUAUUCGGUCGGAUUGACAGCGACGAGGGGCGCGUGCGGGCGGUCUUCUCCGAUGCGAAGUUACGGGACGUCGUGGCUGACACUCUCGCCAAGGUGAAGCUCCUCUUCCGGGAUAAGGACGCGGAGAUCUCCAGGCGCAGACGGCUCGAGGGAUACCAGCUUGCCGCGGUCGGCCAAUACGACAAGGCUCUUUUGCUGUUCAGUCAGGCCGUCUUGCGUGCGCCCCAAUCAGGUAAAAGCAAGACGGUUGAUCAAGGUCUGGCGUUGCCGCUGGCGCUGCUCGGGAGAGCCGAGAUCUUUAUGGCCCUCAAAGAAUACCAUUUCGCCCUGGAGGAUCUGCUGCUGGCUGCGGAACACGACUUGCCGGAUAAACCGACGCGGGAACUACGGCGCAGGAGGGAGGAGUGCGAGGCCUUCCUGAGGAGCAACGAGAGCUCUCCGGCGCCCUUCGAUCCCGCCAGCAACCACGUCAACAGAGUGGCUCGGUUAAUCUCGGACGGUCAAGGAGGUACGUUCUCUCGCAAUUCCUCCGCGAGCUCCGAUUCGUGAACUCGCGAAACUCAUUUUGCCCGAGAAUCCUCCGAUGCGAUCUUCUCUCGUAUGCGCCUUACCGUUGCGAUCGGAGCCACCUGUGCGCGUUUCGAGCCUGCUUACGUGUGUACACGGUCAAAAAUGUUGUGUUAAUCACGUUGACGCAAAAUAAAAUUUUGCAUCCUAACUGAAAUUGGUGUCACUUUAAGGUGAAUAUGUUAAAAAGUAACAUGUUGACGAGGUAAAUGCGUUAAUUUAAUGUACAUUACUU
Molecule: messenger RNA, 1610 nt
Organism: Dinoponera quadriceps
Lineage: Eukaryota; Metazoa; Arthropoda; Insecta; Hymenoptera; Formicidae
Exons: 5
Coding region: 677-1357 (226 amino acids)
Molecular function (GO): protein binding
Source: RefSeq, a predicted model, not a curated record